AUGUGUUUCGCCCGCAACGGCGCGGAUACCCCUUCCGAGGACCUGCAGUCACACACCGCCGGGCACGUCCCGCUGAACCCCGUGGAGAGCGGCACCUUUCAGACGAUCUACGACGACACCAACGGUGCGCAUGAGCAAGAGACCCGUGACGGCAGUGCCGGAAGCUGGCUGCAGCGCAAGAUAGACAAGGCCAAGGGCAUCCCCCAGUCGCUUCCCAUGUACAAGAGCUACAUCGAGCAUGAGAUAAUCUCUAAAGACCCGAACGUUGUUCGCGGCCGCUCGUCGCGCCCGAGGCUCAACCGGCGCACGCGCCGUCUGUUGACGGUGCUGUUCUGCAUCUUCGUGGCCGUGUGCGCCAUCUACGGGUCCAACAGGCUGAUUAACUGGGUUGAGGACCGUCGCCACUCGCGCAGCGACGACGCGACGAUGCGCGAGGUGGAGGUGCUGCGGCUGAAGCAGACGAUGGAGGCCAUGCGCAUCGAGAUGAACAAGCUGAAGGAGGCUGCCUACGCGAACUCCGUGGCGAUCAACGGCAUCACCAACGGCGUCUUCCGCCUCCCCGGCAGCGACGACGCCGCGGCGAAGAAGAUGAAAUUCGGCAAGGGCAACUCGCCCAUCAUCCAGGGCCCCGCCGCGCAGAACUUCGACACGCGCCACUUCGCGAACGCGAUGGGCGUGCAGGGCAGCGAGGCGGCCCCCGAGGUCGACCUGAACCCUAUAAAGCACGAGGCGGACAUCCGCUGA
Molecule: messenger RNA, 744 nt
Organism: Babesia bigemina
Lineage: Eukaryota; Apicomplexa; Aconoidasida; Piroplasmida; Babesiidae
Exons: 1
Coding region: 1-744 (247 amino acids)
Source: RefSeq, a predicted model, not a curated record